Molecule: messenger RNA, 1378 nt
Organism: Jaminaea rosea
Lineage: Eukaryota; Fungi; Basidiomycota; Exobasidiomycetes; Microstromatales
Exons: 1
Coding region: 216-1337 (373 amino acids)
Source: RefSeq, a predicted model, not a curated record
AUUGCAUCGGACGUAGUGUUCAAGUGACACGGCUGAUGAUCUUUGGCUGACCUUCAGAUUUCCGACUUUUGGCGACGCAUCAGUGACAUCAAUGGAUGCGGCGAGGGCGCUGACCUCAUCGUCGACUCCACCUGCCUCGCGCUCAUCUACGCGAGGAACUGAACGCGAUCCUCGAUGAGCUACUCUCUUCUUUCCCUCACAUCAUCAACAUCAACAUGGCUCCCAAGAAGAAGCAGACAGAAACAAAAGGCAAGGCUUCUGCAAGUGCGCUGGGGACAAAGCGCAAAUCGACCGAGAAAGCUGAGAGCUCGCCGCCCAAGAAGAGCCAGAAGGGCGAGAAGCCCAAGAAGGAGGCCGCAACUCCAGCCUCGCAGCUUCCUCACGAGCAGAAGCUCGCCCUCCUCCGCUACCUCCUCACGCCUGAAGCCCUCGCCAUCGCCUAUCCGCCCAUUGAACCAGGAAAAGGAGAAGUAGACCGUCCUCGCUCGCAGCAAGGCCCCAAACCCGCGCCCAAACGCCCCAAGAGCGAAGCAGCCAACGACAGCAAGUCCAAACAGGAAUCAGCUUCCGCCCCUUCUUACCCUUCAAACCUGCAUCUCACCCCUUUUCAGACUCUCCUCAUCUCUUCUCUGCUCUCAAAGCCCAUCUCACACCGUCUCGGGCUGCGCAGCAUAGCCACCCUUUUCUCCCCGCCUUACAGCUACACAACGCCUCAGCGCCUGGCUGACGCGGGCGUCGAAGGGAGGAGGGCAGCCCUGUGGGAUGCAAGGACGCAGCACAAGGAGAAGACGGCUGAGCAGCUAGGCAGCAUCGUCGAGGGGGUGAGCGAGAUGUGCGAGGAUACCGAGGAGGAUAGAGAGGCCCUGGGAGUCGUUAGGGGGGAGGCGGAGAGGCUGGCUGCGGAGGAGAAAGGCGACUCAGUGGCUAGUCGCCGGGCAGCUAAGAGCGGCAUUACCGCUUCUCUCGUCGAAGAUAUCAAGGGCGUCGGUCCCGGUGCGGUUGGGAUUUUCAUGCGGCGCAUCCAGAACCAGUGGCCCUCCGUCUUUCCCUACGCAGACGAGCGAUCUCUGAAGUACGCAGCUGAGUUGGGCUUGAUGGCAAUGCCAGAGUUGCCUGGGGAGCACGAGAAGGGGGAAGAGGCCGAUGAGGAGCGGGAGGGAAAGCUCUUCAAGGGGGCGGACGACUUACUUGCGUUGAUGCAAGAGAGUAGGAAGGGUCAGAAGGAUCAGUAUAAUGAUGAGAGGGAUGCUUUUGUAAGGUUGUUGGAUGUGCUGAUCGGGCUGGGUUUGGAGAAGAAGACGGACGAGGCGAGGAAGCACGUCGAGGAGGCAAAGUGAGCAUGCUCGCGCGAGAAAUGCAUGUAAUGAUGUCACAUUGG